CCAUCUGCAAAUAAUUGCUGGUUUCGCAGAGGGGCGGAUCAGUCUGUCCGAUGCGCCUCCACACAUACUGACUGAAACCAAGCGAAUCCCGGCGAGAUAUCCGACAGUCUCAGAGGAGCUGGACCGGGGGGGACAUCACCAUGAUCAGCACCAUGGAAUGCGGGGCGGACGCGCAAAACUUGAUCUCCAUUUCCCUAAUGAAGAUCCACAACUCCAGGACGCAGAGAGGGGGGAUCAAGCUGCACAAAAACCUGCUGGUGUCCUACGUGCUGAGGAAUGCCAGGCAGGUCUAUAUCAAGGAGAAGUACGCCGAGAUCUACAGGAUGCAGCAGUACGAGGAGGUCAUGACGGUCUGCAACGAGAUCCAGGAGCUCGACCCACUGGAUCUGGACGCGGAGGACGACGAGGAGCACGCGCGGACGGCUUGCUGCGGCGAAGGGGCGAGUCCGUGCGGCUCGGUGUGCCACCGAGGCGCGGCGCAGCCGGCGGCGCACGCCCGGACAGCGAGCGCUGUGUUCGGCUGCGCUUCCCUGGAAGAGGACACCCGGGAACCAGAUCCCUCGUACUACCGGAGCUGCUGCAUGGAGGCGUCCCCUGCGCCCCACUGCGACCAGCUCCCGGCCAGCGGCAGCGCGCACUGCAACAAGACCACGGUGCUGGAUCUGGACACGCAUGUGGUGACCACCGUGGAGAACGGCUACCUCCACCAGGACUGCUGCUGCGACGCGCCGCCGCUCGGCCAGGGCGCGCAGACCCCGGCCAAGAAGCGCAAGGUUGAGCCCGGCUGUUACGUAUCCGACGUGGAGGAAAUCUCGGACUUCACUGCUGCGCGCAAACGGGCCAAGCGCGAGGACUGUUCCUACCACAGCCUAGACUACACGGACACGUCCAACAUCUCCAACCUCAUUUCCAUCUUCGGCUCGGGGUUUUCGGGGCUGCUGAGCAGACAGGCGGACUUGGAGCAGAUCUGUAGCAAGCAGGUCCUGGCUAGUCUGGGGGCAUGGACCCGAGCGAUCGUGGCGUUCUGACUCGCACCCUUUAUUCCAGGGGACACACCGGGUUCAUUCGUAUCGUGAAGUAUUAAAGUACUAGAGGAGGUCGUCGGGGAACACUUGGCCACACUCAGGGGAAUGUUGCUGAUGACACAGGCGGUUUCCCAUGUUGCCACUUCAGCAGAUGUGCCAUUAAAAGGACCAUGGAAGACUUGGUGAACGUGUCCAUGACGGAACGUUUUCAGCCUUCUUGGAUAAAGAGACGCUCUUCAAAAAGAAAAGGGAGAUGGUCGUUUGCGUCACACGGUGAGGUUGUGUGCAGGAGAUGCAUGUCUGCAGGUGACACUCGAUGGGACCGAUGUAAUGGAAUCACUUCCGAUGCCUUAAAACAAACGCACACCGCCAACACACACGUCUCUCCUGUUCUGGGCCGACGGGCCUUUUGGAAAGACUUUGUUGUCUUGAGUGAAGACUUUGAGGUGCACAGAUUCCAACUCCCAUCACUUAAUCCGACACUUUCGCACUGGAACACGCUCUCCCAGUAUGAGGUAGUGAGCAGUGCUGGUAGCCCCCCCCCCCCCAUCUGAAUCACGGUUGUUGCUCAAAGUUAUUCAUAAUUCCAACAUGUUGUGGUUUUGUGAGUUUUACGGUGUUUUGUGAAAUAAUGACUUCAGCCCUUUUGUUUUAAAAAGGCAAACUCCUGAUGUAGCCACACGCCGAGAAUCCACACAGUAGCUUUAUGAGCACUAUGUGUACCAAAAUGAAGAGAGUAUUCAGCCAUUCUCUACACAUUGUCUUUAUUCUUGUAUAUUUGUGCUUACUGAAUUGUAUAUCACCGGGUAAAACUGUUCCAGAAAAUAUUUGUUUAAAAUGUAUAAUCUUAAUAAAAAGUGCAAACUGUAAA
This is a messenger RNA of Gasterosteus aculeatus aculeatus (three-spined stickleback), 1896 nucleotides long. The record is from RefSeq and is a predicted model, not a curated record. Lineage: Eukaryota; Metazoa; Chordata; Actinopteri; Perciformes; Gasterosteidae.